Molecule: messenger RNA, 735 nt
Organism: Paecilomyces variotii
Lineage: Eukaryota; Fungi; Ascomycota; Eurotiomycetes; Eurotiales; Thermoascaceae
Exons: 1
Coding region: 1-594 (197 amino acids)
Source: RefSeq, a predicted model, not a curated record
AUGGCGCAGCCCACGGUACCAAAGUACAUGGCAGAUGCCCCUAUGAGGGCAUAUCUCGCUGAAGUGACAGGCGAUGUGUACGAGGAGAGGAUUGACCAGACCUGGCUCAAUAUCCUCAGAUACUACUUCCCUCGAAAAGACUUCGGCUUAGAGAGAGAAUCAUAUCCCGAUGACCCCAAGGUCUCCAAGAAGAAGCUGAAUGUCUGUGUGACAAACGUCAGACAGGGGAGGUUGCAGAAAGUCUUCUUCAUUGAGUCUAAGCGCUUCCCUCACAAGGCUGAAAACAACGCUGACUGGGCUCAAAGCUAUCGCUGGAGUGUUCACACAGGACAACUCGAGGACUAUAUACUUAGGGCUCGGAGAUCUUCUGGCUACAGGCAGACUGUUUAUGGGCUGCUAGCUAUUGGAGACCAUGCGAGGUUUUACCAGAUGCGUAUGACGGGCGGCUCGGAGAAGUUGACACCAUACACUGAUGGUGGACUAGGCGGGCAACCGCUCACAACACCUCUGAAUAUUAAUACUGAUGGCCCGGAGAUCGAGAGGAUCUUGGACGCCAUCAGUGCCACGAUCAGAGAUGGAGACAACGACUUUUAAGCGAUGGCGAAUGGAGUUGACACUUGGACAUCAGCAAGAUUAAGGCAUUGUCAUUUUGGUACCUAGCCUAGGGUCUUGUAUUAAUAGCAAGACUAAGGAACCGGUUUAGGAAACCCCUAAACCCAACCUAAGGGCUUGAAG